AUGGCUUCCAAGGACAGAAAAUACCGGUUCUGGUCUGUGCCGCUCGAUAUGAGUAUCCCGCAGAAGCGACAGCGGCCAUACUGGGACCAAUUUGGCGGAUAUCAGGUCAACGAUUGGUACUGCAAGCAUUCGUACUCCUGUUAUCCGGGCGCUGAAUCCUACCACUACAUCAAUGUGACUGGCUGGUACUACUCCAUGAACCCGGAUGGGAGUGAAGAGAAGCUCCAUAUGAAAAGGAAAGAAGCCUGGUUUGGCCCAGCUGACAGCGAUACUUGGGAGAAUUGGUCGAAUGUGGUCCCUUGGGACAAAUUGCCUGCCAUACCUGAUCGUUGUAUUGCAAGAACCAGCCGUCCAGGUCCCUGGACCUGGAGCGAAAUUGAACGACUAGAGCGGGAGCAAGAAAGUUGUAAAAACGAUGACGUGGUUGAUCAUAGAUGCAAUAAUCUAGACCCGAAGCAGUCCAGUGAAGGGGAGAUGCCGAAUGUGGACGAAGAUGUGAUGUCCACAACUGCGAGGGGUAUCUCGGUGAAAUCCGAGGACAAUACAUCUGAGGAUGAAAAUGAAGUGGCAAAAUAUACCAGCGUCAAACCCAAACCCAAAGAAGAAGACGAAGACGAAGAAGAAGAAGAAGAAGAAGAAAAGAAGAAGAAGAAGAAGAAGAAGAAGAAGAAGAAGAAGAAGAAGAAGAAGAAGAAGAAGAAGAAGAAGAAGAAGAAGAAGAAACGCAAAAGCGAGCAGGCCGAGGAGCAUGACAGUGCUCGAGCGAAGAAGAUGCGAACCGGAGAAGAAGAAAUCGAACGACCUGAUGAGCAGGAGUCCCAAGAAAAACGCGAAGAAAGGAAGAUUGGGAACAAGGAACUUGAGAAGAAGCUUCGGAGGAAGCCUGAGAAGAGGCUUGAGAAACAGAAGCAGAGAGAAGCUCAAGGCGAAGCAUCUUAG
This is a messenger RNA of Penicillium mononematosum, 939 nucleotides long. RefSeq lists its product as uncharacterized. The record is from RefSeq and is a predicted model, not a curated record. Lineage: Eukaryota; Fungi; Ascomycota; Eurotiomycetes; Eurotiales; Aspergillaceae. The coding region runs from base 1 to 939 and encodes 312 amino acids. The transcript is spliced from 6 exons.